AUGGGCUUUCAGCUGACGCCACUUCUGGUUCUAGAUCAUUCGGCAGAAUACAUCUACUGGUACAACACUAAAGAAGAACUUCAUGUAGUGGAUGCGAAGGAGGAGGUGGACGAUGGAUGCAUGGUGGGUUUGGGGAAGACGGAAGGGAGAAGAAAUGGGUGGGUUGCAGGGAAGGGGGGUUGGGCUCGGGUAGGGGGGGAGAUGGGAAGAUGGGUGCGUGGAGGAGGUGGAGGAUGGGUGCGGAUGAGGAUGUGGAGGAUGGGUGGGAGUGGUUUUGGAUUUGGGUUGUUGGGAGGGACAACAGAUGGGGAAGAUGGUGAAGGGGAUGGGGUUUCGGCGGGCGGUCGGGGGGAAGGGUGGGGUGAUGGGAUCUAG
Messenger RNA from Malus domestica (apple), 375 nucleotides. The record is from RefSeq and is a predicted model, not a curated record. NCBI's taxonomy places the organism in Eukaryota, Viridiplantae, Streptophyta, Magnoliopsida, Rosales, Rosaceae.